AUGAGAGGUUUACUCACAACAGCACUGGCUGCAUUAGGUUCUCUAUCAACAUUUGUCAAGGCAGAAUCUAGUAAUUCCACGUUAGAACCUAUCACAAUUAAAGGUAAUGCCUUUUUCACUGGUGACUCUAGAUUUUACAUUCGUGGUGUUGAUUAUCAACCUGGUGGUUCCUCUAAUUUAACUGAUCCUUUAGCUGAUACCGAUGCUUGUAAGAGAGAUAUUGCCGCCUUCCAAGACCUAGGUAUUAACACCAUUAGAGUUUAUACUGUGGAUAACAGUGAAGAUCAUACUGAAUGUAUGAAUAUGUUGGCAGAUGCCGGUAUUUAUUUAAUCUUGGAUGUCAACACUCCAGAUAGUUCUAUUUCUCGUUUUGAUCCUCGUUGUUCUUAUAAUGCUGAUUAUUUACAAAAUGUUUUUGCUACCAUUGAUGCAUUUGCUGAUUACUCAAAUGUCUUAGGGUUCUUUGCCGGUAAUGAAGUUGUUAACAGUGUAAACACCACUGGUACUGCUACCUAUGUUAAGGCUGUCGUUAGAGACAUGAAGAAAUAUAUUAAGGCAAGAAAUUAUAGAAAAAUCCCAGUUGGUUAUUCUGCCGCAGAUAUUACUUCUAAUAGACAAUUAAUUGCUAAUUAUCUAAAUUGUGGUGAUGAUGAAGAUUCAAGAAUUGAUAUGUUUGGUAUUAAUGAUUAUUCUUGGUGUGGCCCUUCAUCAUUUGUGGUUUCUGGUUACGCUGAUAAGAUGAAAUUAUAUAAAGGUUACUCAGUACCAAUGUUUUUAAGUGAGUUUGGUUGUAAUGAAGUUAAAACUUCAAGACCUUUUACUGAAAUUGAAGCCAUCUAUUCUACACAAAUGUCCUCAGUUUUCUCUGGUGGUUUAGUUUAUGAGUAUUCCCAAGAAGCUAACAAGUAUGGUUUAGUUCAAAUUAAUGAUGAUGGUACUGUUACCAAAUUAGAAGACUUCACAAACUUGAAAAAUGAAUACAAAAAAGUAUCUAAUCCUCAAGGUGAUGGUGGUUAUUCUGAUUCUAACGAUAUCUCUACCUGUCCAGAUUACCAAAAAGGUACUUGGGAAGCUAACAAUACUUUACCAGCUAUGCCAAGUGCAGCUUCUGCUUAUUUUUCCUCAGGUGCUGGUGAACCAUUAGGCACUAACGCCUCCACUGAAAAUAGUUGUUAUGAUGAUGAAGAUGAUGAAGAUGAUGAAGAUGAUGAAGAUACUACUUCUUCUUCAAGUGCUUCAGCUUCUUCCACAUCUUCUGCUCCAUCUUCAGAAGCUUCUUCCUCUAGUGACUCAGCUUCUGCUACUUCAUCUGAAGCUUCUUCAUCUACGGUUGAAUCUUCUUCAUCCGAAGCUCCAACUUCUUCAACAAUUACUUCGGAAUCCAAAUCUUCUAGUAUGGUCAGCUCCACUUUAACAACAAAGGGUAAAAAUGGCAAAGAUGCUUCUGGUUCUGCAGGAAGUUCAUCAUCCAGUUCUAACUCCAAAGGUGCUGCUAAUGCAGUUCAAGUUCCACUAGUUUUUGAAAUGAUUUCUUAUGUCAUUAAUAUGCUAUUAUAG
Molecule: messenger RNA, 1557 nt
Organism: Henningerozyma blattae CBS 6284
Lineage: Eukaryota; Fungi; Ascomycota; Saccharomycetes; Saccharomycetales; Saccharomycetaceae
Gene: GAS5
Product: 1,3-beta-glucanosyltransferase
Exons: 1
Coding region: 1-1557 (518 amino acids)
Biological process (GO): fungal-type cell wall (1->3)-beta-D-glucan biosynthetic process
Cellular component (GO): cytoplasm; fungal-type cell wall
Molecular function (GO): 1,3-beta-glucanosyltransferase activity
Source: RefSeq, a predicted model, not a curated record